Daphnia magna is the source of this 5647-nucleotide messenger RNA. RefSeq names its product alpha/beta hydrolase domain-containing protein 17B. The record is from RefSeq and is a predicted model, not a curated record. Gene Ontology annotation, cellular component: plasma membrane; endosome membrane. The coding region runs from base 309 to 1172 and encodes 287 amino acids. Gene Ontology annotation, biological process: protein depalmitoylation. Gene Ontology annotation, molecular function: palmitoyl-(protein) hydrolase activity. The transcript has 12 exons. Lineage: Eukaryota; Metazoa; Arthropoda; Branchiopoda; Diplostraca; Daphniidae.
UUUUUGUGGGCUUUUGCAGAGCAGUUGUGUCAUGGCCGUUUGUUGGGUCUGUGUAUUUUCGUCUGGUAGGCACUGGAAGACGUGAGUUUUUGUUGCUUGCGAUUUCUUUGAACGGCUUCUUGGUCCGUUCGUCGAUUUUUACCUACUAGUUGUGACUUUGGUUAUUCUAUCUAUCAUUGGAUGAGAAAAUUUUAUAAACGCCCUACAGUAACCUAAUUUAGUGAUCUACAACACGUCACUUGGGUAGUAAAAUCGUGACACAAAGAAGGUUUUCCUAAGCCAUCAAGCUGGAUAACGACGGUCGAGCCAUGAACGGACUUGGUGUCCGAGAGCUUUGCUGUCUUUUUUGUUGUCCUCCUUGGCCAUCAAAAAUCGCGGCAAAGCUAGCCUUCCUCCCGCCUGAGCCAACCUACACAUUUGUGGAAGAGAAUGGAGCAAAGCAAGCUAUUUGCCUUUCUGAUCGAGCAGAGUGGCAAUACUCUGAAAGGGAAAAGGAAAAUAUUGAGGUUUUCUACACACGUACUUCCAGACAAAACCGGAUAGCUUGCAUGUUUAUCAGGUGUACACCAAAUGCUCGUUACACAAUUUUAUUUUCCCAUGGAAACGCAGUUGAUUUGGGCCAAAUGAGUAGCUUUUAUUUAGGAUUGGGAACAAGGAUCAAUUGUAACAUAUUCAGUUAUGACUAUACCGGGUAUGGCAUGAGCACAACAGGAAAGCCUUCAGAGAAAAAUCUCUAUGCAGAUAUUGAUGCUGCAUGGCAUGCAUUGAGGACUAGAUAUGGGAUAUCACCAGAAAAUGUGAUUCUGUAUGGUCAAAGUAUUGGUACAGUUCCAACUGUUGAUUUGGCGUCUCGGUAUGAAGUUGGCGCUGUUAUUUUACAUUCUCCCUUAAUGUCGGGUAUGCGUGUCGCUUUUCCCAAGACGCAGCGCACCUGGUGUUUUGACGCUUUUCCAAGCAUCGACAAAGUCUCGAAAAUCACAUCGCCAGUGCUAGUGAUCCAUGGAACGGAGGACGAAGUGAUUGAUUUUUCCCAUGGCCUCGCUAUCCACGAUAAGUGCCCCAAAGCCGUAGAGCCCUUGUGGGUUGAGGGCGCUGGUCACAAUGACGUUGAAUUGUACAGCCAAUAUUUGGACCGUCUGAAACAGUUUGUAUCUGUCGAAUUGGCCAAUUGACAGGUGUCUUUGGCCAUCGAUGGGAACAGUGCCAGCACCACCUCCAACACGUCCACCGACGGUUGUCUCAUCCUGGUACCCGAACGAGCCACCCCAAAAAAGGAAUCAAUGAACCCAACAGAAAAACUUCUCUAAACAUGAAGGAAACCUGAGAAGACUUUCAGGAUGCUGUUUUUCAACUCGUAUCUUCGACAUCUUCUUCCCCUCUCCGGAGUUUUUUGAACAAUAUACCGCUUUGAGACGAGCAAUCUCCCUGCAGUCGGCACUUCUCUGGGCUGCGUUGGUUACGGCUUUGGCGCGAGAGGCAUACCUAGUUGAAAGCCGCAAUGGAAGCGGUGACGAAGAGAAGUGUUUUGGCGUUUCCGCCCAACGAGUCUUGCAUCAGCAUCGUCAGCUUGCUAUUUCUGUAAGGCGUAUGCGGUUGCUCACUGGCCAAAGCUGAAAUCACAUCACCCAGAGUUGAUAACGAUUUGUUGAUGGAGGAAGCUUCUCGCAGCUGGUCCCCGGAUGAUCCCGAUUUGGCGAAACGCUCGCUGCCAGCCAGAUCAAGUAAGCUAACCUUACCCCGUAUGACAGUACCAUGCAACCGGCUCGUACAUUCAAUGUUGAUGCUAACAAUCAGAUGGGAACGGCUGCUACGAUCGUUCAUGCGUGUCGAGCCUGUGUGUCUAGAGUGGAGGCCACGGUAGAACAGAUCUGACAGCUGGUUUGCGUCGGUAACGGGUGAAAUGCGGGAUCCCUGUACCCAAACAAUUCCACGCUUGUCUUUUUUUAUUUCCAACUUUACCUGAUUGUAAUCGAAAUAAGCAUUAGUUAUAUGCUGCAAGGAAAUGCAAAGUGAAAACCUGCAUGUAAGUACCUCUGUCUGAUCGGCCAAGCGCAAGAGAUCGAUGAGCUUGUCGUUGUAAAGUUCUAGCAUAGAGCAAGAAACUUGGACGUCAAAUUGGGCUUGAUGGUCUUCAGUUAACUGGAAGAUGCGUUCAAAGGUACGAGUUGCCAAACCGGGUUGAAUAUCAUCACCGAUAAUCGUGUGCGUUUUCCCACUACCGGUCUGGCCGUAAGCACAUAUACAAACAUUGUAACCGUCGAAAGCUGACUGCACAAGUGUCUGGAUUCCCCAAAGCGAUGGAAAAACACGAGAAGAGUAAGUCAAGGAGCAGUGCGUGAAGUUUCGAUAAAUAUUUACAUGCGUAUCUUCAAAAACGGUUUCUUGCGUGUCUUCUGGUAGAAACACGCGAUCGAAGUGGAACUCUUUGGGUCCCUUUGGGGUGUUUAUGACGAGCGUGUAGGGAUCAACGACAUCGGCAACCGAGUGCUGAACUCUCUGCUCAGCAGGAGUCAUCGGUCUAAGUCGGCAGUAAACUCUAAUUUUACCUUUGAGAUCUUCGAUCGUAUUGAAAUACUUCUUGCGCAGGACUCUUUCCCGAUUGAUGUCUUCCACUAAGAGCUUGUUAGCCUCCAUAGCUUGUUGAAGCUCCCGACCUACUUGUUCUAACUUCUCCAUGUUACUCUCUCUAUCCCGGUAGAUGGCUUCAGUUACUUCGGACUUGAGACGUAUGUUCUCCUCUUGUAGGUUUUCUAGGUCGCGUUUCAUUACGGAGAAUUCUUCUUCUUUCGUUUCCAGAUAUUGUUCGAAAGCCGCCAGUCUUUCAUUCUUAUGUUCCAAUUCUUGUUCCAUGUGAGUGACGUGUCGUUCGAGUUCUUCUAGGUUGGGAACUUCAGGUAGGGAAUUGGAUUGGCGUAACACCUUCUCCAAUUGCUCUAUUCUGACUUUGUAUUCAUUUUCUUUCUGCUGCAAUUCGGUGAUCAGACCGCGCAUUUGUACAAAUUCUUUGUUUUCAGUCACCUGAUUGUAUAGGAAAGCGGUGGUUAUUCAUAAUCAUGAUCAUUCAGAAUUUAACUAUAGAAACUUGUUUUUCUUCAAGUUAUAUACGAGCGACAUACUUUGUAGGUCCGCUUUCGUUGGAUGUUAUCGUCGCUGCUUACAAACGUCUUCUCAUGAAUGUGCUGCUCUGUUAAUUGGUACGCUCUUAAUACCUCGAUGUUGGCCUAAAUGAAUGUGAAGAUCACGACUUGGGUCACGUGUGAAAAGGCAAUCGUACAGAAUAACUUUAAUGGAUCUCGUACCGUUAGAUUGUCGAUGACCAUUUGCAAUUCUUUGUUUUUUCUAUCAAGCUCCUUCUGUUAACGAAAAAAGGGAGAAGCAUGCGUGACGGAGCAAGUGCUUUAAAUGCCUCUCGUUUCCGUGACUUGGGAACGAAAAAUUAUUGAUCCAUGCAUUGUUGAAUAUAUAUACAUACGUUGAUCAUGUCGCGUUGUGUGGCUUCGGCUCUCGCUUUGUCAACGGCGGGUUCCAAUUCAGCGAUCGUCGACCGCAGCUGUGUGAUGAUUUUGUCUCUUGAUUGCACUUCGCUCCACAAAUGUUUGUUUUCACUGUUGGCCACUGAUGGUGACUCUAUCGACGAGCAGGUGGAGGUGUUAUCCCCUGGAUGACUCUCCCGGAUGGUAGCUGCUGACUCUUGACUAUGGCUCACGAAAAGUCAAGUUGAAAGUUCUUCCGUUUUGCAAUGCUGGCUUGCGCACUCACUUACCUGGGUGUACUGCUGCUACGCCAGGUCCAACUCUUGAGAGCGACGCUAGGUUUCAUUUGAACGCUGUCUGAAUCUCUGUCACGGUCGCUGAUAAGCUCUGAAGAAAAUUCAGCGUCGCCUAGAUCGUCUCCGUGACCUGAAUCUCUCCAUUCUAGUUCCUCUUUGAGUCUUGUUAUUCACCGUUAACAGAAAUAGUAAAUGACAGCAAUGAAUUUCAAAUACUCUUUUCGUUGAUUCGUUCAAUUCUUUGUGCUUGCAAACCGUAUUGGAAUUUUUGAACUCGAGUUAUUGAACGGCCAAGAGCGACUGAACUAUCUUAGUAAAAAAAUAUAACAGGAAGUACCGUUGGUAUUGCUUCCGCAAUAGUUCGUAAUCACGCCGACUGGCUUGUUGAGCUAGUCGUUCCAGUUGUAAUAAGGCCAGCAAAUCGCUUUCGUUGGAUGAUGCUUCCGUGUUUGUUUUUUUAUCACCGACUUUCUUUGGCCGUAUUGUUCCACUGACAUUCUGAAUCGAUGGCGUAACCUCUUGCACCGGUUCCAAGGAAUCCGGUUCGUCCGUUUCGGAGUUGAUUUCGGUGCCAGAAGGAACUAAUUAUUUAUUUUGUUUCAUUUUAAAUAUUUUGUUUUUGCCGUAAAUAGAAUAUUAGCCAACAAAAAGAACACUAAUAGUACAACGAAAUUGUUAGACGACGAUACGCUUUCGUGAUUCGUUCCUAAUCAUUUGUGAAUAAAUUUACGAUCCUUGUGUAAAUAGCAAUAAAUCAAACUUUUGUAGUUGCCAAGUCACGCUACACAGGUUUGGUUUGAAGCAUUUCGCUGGAAAUCACGAGUACCCAAAAACAACGUACAAGGAAAACGGCUUACCAGCAGGAAGGACUUGUUGAACUGCUUUAAGCACCUCCAACCGUCCAGUCAACGUGGCCAGCCGCUGAUCGACAAUGAGCAAUUGCUUUUUUAAUGAUUCGAUAUCCGCUCCAGCUUUAUCACCGUCCACUCGCCUACCACUGGAAGAAAACGAAUAGGAUGAGUGAGACAAACGGAACAAACUGAUUCCGUCCGGCACAACGUGAACCGCCGGACACAUCACUGGAUGGAGGAACAUCCCCGUUCAAAUAGAGGCGACGGACUGGUAGUUUAGUGAUGCUCUUCAACUACUCUUGUAUAUCGCACGUACAACUCUGGGUAGCCAGUGGUAUGUACCCAUAUGUUCUUUUUACCUCCGUGUUGGCUUCCUCCACUGCCACGGAUGACUUGCAAUCUAUGCCGUAUGCCUUUUCGACCGUGACGGUGAGACGGUCGACAUUGUUACCCGGAUGGAUCAACUUUGGCGGCUUCUGCAAACAGAAGCUUUGCAAAGGGGCGUUCCGACUACGCUGCAUCUGUUGGAUACGGUCAGCUGCCUACUAGAUAAUUUUCUUCCGAAAGGAGCUACACACCCUUUUUAUGUAUGCUGAUGAAGCACCUGCUGCUUUCUAAAAGCUUGGUUCAAGGUCCUAUCGACCCCUUUCCCCUCCCAUUGCCGCACGCUCUUGUUCAUCAAUCUUUGACGAAACGAGAAAGAAAAAAAUGUGUUCCACUCGAUGGAAUUGAAUCUUUUACACAAAAGGAGAUAAAGAGAACAAGGCGAUCUGCCCAACUGAGCUAACUAUUUGUAUUCCUUUGAUUUCCUGUUUGCCUGACUAGUCUUUUCUCUUGUAUUUUCAGGACCGAGCCCUUGCAUCAGUUCAAGCUGAACGACGACCAGUAAAAAAAAAAAAAAAGGCUAACGUGACACAAAAUAUCGAUUUACCUGUGAUUAUAAUUUGAAGCAGCUUCUGAUACUGCAGUAAUGGAUUGCUGUCGAUGCUCUUGAAUCGUCUGGCGUAUUAAAAUGUGUUCCAGUCUA